Messenger RNA from Fraxinus pennsylvanica, 585 nucleotides. The record is from the annotation of a GenBank genome assembly. Lineage: Eukaryota; Viridiplantae; Streptophyta; Magnoliopsida; Lamiales; Oleaceae.
AUGGUCAGAAAUGUGUACCUGAGGCCUGAUGCAUUCAAUCAAGAGAUAAAUUUUACUUCGUCAUUUUGGGAAAUUGUAGGGAUGGAAAGCUUUUCAACUGAAUCAGAGGAGAAUUCAGGAGGGGGUCAAUCAGUGGAGACGAUUAUUCGCGAGGCGAGAUCAGAGAGCAGCAGGCUGCUGUUCACGCCUGCAGGAGACUCAAGUUCAAUCUUAGACGAGUCGAAAACGACGAAUAAAGAAGUUUUGCCAUUCAAAGGAAGUGUUGUCCUUGCAAUGGAAUCAGAUGAUCCUUACCUGGAUUUUAAGAAAUCCAUGCAAGAAAUGGUGGACACUCAUGGAUUGAAGGACUGGGAAUGCUUAGAGGAAUUGUUGGAAUGGUAUUUGAGGAUGAAUGGAGAGAUGAAUCAAGGAUUUAUAGUUGGAGCUUUUGUGGAUUUGAUCAUUGAAUUUGCUUCUUCUUCUUCUGAUUCGACUUCGUAUUCUUCUGCCGCUUCUGAUUUUUCUUCUCCUCCUUCUCCUCUGUCUCCAGCACUAGGUCAAAUGGCAAUUCAUGAUGGAGAUGAUACCAUCAAUGUACAAACUUAG